AUGACUGAAACUUUAUCAAAGAAGAAGUUGACAAAGGUUAUGGAUUUCAACGAUCCCUAUUAUAUUCACCCUUCAGAUCACACUGGGCACGUUAUUGUCACUCGACCCUUGGAGGGUGACAACUAUGCGACGUGGAGUCGCGCCAUGAUGAUGUCUCUUGAAGCUAAGAAUAAGCUUGGCUUUGUCUACGGCACAAUCAAAGCACCUUCGGCGAAGGAUCCCAAAUAUGGAGCUUGGAGAAGAUGCAAUCAGAUCGUGAAGUCGUGGAUCCUCAAUUCAAUCAGCCCAACCUUGACCAAUACCGUGAUCUUCUCCAACACAGCCGCUGAAGUCUGGGCAGAUCUUAAUGAACGAUUCUCACAAGGGAAUUUUUCCCGUAUUUUUGAACUCAAACGAGGGAUCAUUGAGCACCGUCAACAACAACAGUCCAUAGCCGUCUACCAUACAACGCUCAAAUCCUUUUGGGACGAACUGGGAUCGUACAACGAUCCACCUUCAUGUAACUGUGCAAGUUUGAAGCAGAUUGCUGAAAGGGAAAAGCAGGAGCAGAUCCUCCAAUUCCUCAUGGGGUUAAAUAUUCUGCCAUUCAUGGACAAAUCCUUUUGA
This is a messenger RNA of Prunus mume (Japanese apricot), 606 nucleotides long. NCBI's taxonomy places the organism in Eukaryota, Viridiplantae, Streptophyta, Magnoliopsida, Rosales, Rosaceae. The record is from RefSeq and is a predicted model, not a curated record.